AUAUUUUAUAUAUAUUUUAAUGUUGUGUUAAAAAUUUCUGAAAACAAAGUCAUGUAUUUAGGUUUUACAUAAAGUAUUUGUUCUUGAUUUAAUUAACUGCACUCUGAGGUGGCUUAUGUUUGACAGAGCAUGGAUACUGACACUCCUUCUGCUCAAGCACCACCUAAAAAGGAGUGGACUUUAGAAGUAGACCACGAAUUACGACUUGAAGUAGCUAAGGACAAUGAAGUAGAAGUUAUGAUAGUUGAUGGCCAAGCUGAAAUAUUUGGUACAGAGUUGGUCCGAAAUAGGCGCUAUUUAUUUGGUAGUGGUGCAAAAGUUGCUGUUUUUACAUGGCAUGGAUGUGUUGUGGAGGUAACAGGUGAAUUAGAAGUAAGUUAUAUUUCUGGUGAAACACCGAUGGUUAUAUAUUUAAACGUACAUAUGGCAAUUGAGCAAAUGAGACAAAAAGUUGAAAAGCAAAAUGACAGUUCCAUUGGUCCAAAGGUGAUGAUAUGUGGACCUGUCAAUGUUGGAAAAUCAACUCUCAGUCGUAUUCUUUUAAAUUACAGUGUUCGAAUGGGAAGAAGACCAAUAUUUGUUGACCUCGAUGUGGGGCAGGGAUCUAUAUCUGUUCCUGGAACAAUGGGUGCUCUUCUUGUUGAAAGGCCAGCUGAUGCAGAGGAAGGGUUUUCUUUACAGACUCCUUUGGUUUAUAAUUUUGGAAAUGCAAGUCCAGCCGAUAACAUGAAACUGUACAAUGUUCUAGCCACACAGUUAGCAGAUGUUGUUUUCAAACAUUUCGAGCAUAACGAAAAAGCUGGCGUUAGUGGUUGCAUCAUUAACACCUGUGGUUGGGUGACAGGGGGUGGAUUCAAGAUUCUCAUGAAUAUUGUACAAGUUUUUAAAGUUGAUGUGAUCUUGGUGUUAGAUCAUGAACGUGUUUACAACGAUUUCAAAACAAAUCUUGGUGAUUUGGUUCAAUGCGUACAUUUGCCUAAAUCUGGUGGGGUCUUUGAAAGAAGUCAAGAGCAGAGAAGAAACGCACGUGAUGAGAAAAUUCGAGAAUAUUUUUACGGUGGCCGAACACCGUUGUAUCCUCAUGUUUUCGACGUAAAAUUCGAUGAAGUGAAACUGUUUAAAAUUGGAGCUCCCGAAGUUCCCGACUCCUGUUUACCACUCGGUAUGGAACCUGAAGACAGUAGUAUGAAAGCUGUUCCUGUAGCACCAAGUGUUGCUCUACUUCAUUCAUUGUGUGCUGUCAGUGCUGCCGAAUCGCCGGAAGACGAUUUAACGAAAUCCAAUGUUGUUGGAUUCAUUGUAAUUACAAAUGUAGACAUUGAGUCAAAGAUGUUCACAGUUUUAUCGCCAGCACCCAGACCUCUGCCGAAAGAAUAUUUAAUAGUGAGUGACAUUAAAUUCAUGGAUUUAAAGUAGCGGUUUGAGUAAUCGAGCUUCAAAUAAAUGAAGUAACCUGGUUGAUCGAGAGCAAAAAAAAUCAUUACGGUUUGAAGAGUUUUUGUCCAAAGAGUUUAUGCGUCAAAAACGAAUGAAACAAAAAAACAAAAACGCUGUAUCAGCAUGUUCGCUUGUUAGAAGAAUAUGCAACGUGAUUAAGAUGUAUGACAGAAGUUAUAUUUCGAAACAGACAUUAUGCACGAUUGAAAAAAAAAGAUAUUUUUAAAGAGCCGUCCUGUUUUUUUAUCUGUAUAGUCUCCUAAGAGUUAAAACGUUAUUACACUCUUUUU
This is a messenger RNA of Hydractinia symbiolongicarpus, 1727 nucleotides long. Its product is annotated as protein CLP1 homolog. Gene Ontology annotation, biological process: tRNA splicing, via endonucleolytic cleavage and ligation. Bases 130 to 1416 code for a protein of 428 amino acids. Gene Ontology annotation, molecular function: polynucleotide 5'-hydroxyl-kinase activity. The transcript has 14 exons. Lineage: Eukaryota; Metazoa; Cnidaria; Hydrozoa; Anthoathecata; Hydractiniidae. The record is from RefSeq and is a predicted model, not a curated record. Gene Ontology annotation, cellular component: mRNA cleavage factor complex; nucleus.